Messenger RNA from Paramecium sonneborni, 1440 nucleotides. Lineage: Eukaryota; Ciliophora; Oligohymenophorea; Peniculida; Parameciidae. The record is from the annotation of a GenBank genome assembly.
AUGAACGUUUGCAGUUCUCGAUAUUGUCAAUAUAAUUUAACAUCGACUUAAAUGGUUCCAAUACCAAAAUAUAGAGUUUAUUGUCCCUUUUGUAAACAGGCUUAUUAUUGUUCGUAAAGAUGCAGAGAUAUUGAUUGGUAAAAUUGAAUUAUUAUUUAAGGACAUCUGGACAUAAAAAUCAAUGUAUUCCUUAAAACAUGUUAAAUUCAUAAGAAAUAGCUUAUAGUGAUAAAGUAUCAACCCUAAGAUAAAUGAAAAGAACUCCAGAAGAGUUUGAACUUAUAUAUGAUUAUCCAUAACUUGGUAAAGGUAGUUUUGGAGCAGUUAGGUUAGUCAAAGAUAGAACUAAUGGAUAGUUGCAUGCUAUGAAGAUUGUACAUAUGAUUAUUCAAUUUUAGAUGUAUAAAAAAGAGAUUUUUGAAUAUUGUUCAAUUGAAAACUUGAAAAGAGAGAUACGAAUACAAAGGAAAUUGAAUCAUCCAAAUAUUACUUAAUUAUUCCAUUAUUUUGAAGAUAAGGAUAAAGUUUAUCUUAUUUUAGAGUAUGCAGAACAUGGCUCCCUCUUUUAAUUAUUAACAAAAAAAGGAAAAUUAUAAGAAAACGAAGCAUUAAAGUUUUUUAAGUAAACUUGUUUAGGAAUAGAUUAUUUGCAUCAACAAAAUAUUAUUCACAGAGAUCUCAAAGUAAGUCUUUUUAAAUAAUAUGUAGCCUGAAAAUAUAUUAUUAGAUGUAGCAGAUAAUGUCAAGAUUUGUGAUUUUGGUUGGUCAGCUGAAAAUCUAGGUUCAAAAAAAAGAAAUACAUUCUGUGGAACAAUAGAUUAUAUGGCUCCUGAAAUGAUUGAAGAUAGACCUCAUGAUCAUACUCUAGAUAUAUGGUGUUUAGGCAUUUUAUUAUAUGAAUUAUUACAUGGUGAAGCACCAUUCAAAGGGAAGAAUGAUAUUGAAAGAUGUAAUAAUAUUGUUAAGAUCAAUUACUAAAUUUCUGAUAAUUGUUUGAGUUCGGAUGUUAAAAAUCUAAUUACUGGUCUAAUUAAAUAUUAAUAAAAAGAUAGAUUGACGAUGAAAUAGAUCCUAAAUCAUGCAUGGCUCAAUAAAAAUGAAUUUGAAUUGGAUUAGUUACCAACCUCAUAAAAUAGAGUCAGAGUCUAUGGAAAUACUUUACAUUAAGAAAAUUAAUAUUUCUCUAAAUCUACAGCUACUUCUCAACAAUCUUUCAUGAGGUAAAAUAUAAUACUCUAAACACAAACUGAACAAUCUAUUUAAGAUUACAAAUAGUAAUAUCGACGGAGCAGACAUUCUGAUUCAUAAAAAAAAGAAAUAAGAGCAUACACAACAAAGUAAAAAAAAGAAACCUUUAUGCACAAGUUGCUGAUUGCUUUAGGCUGUGUUAAAAGAGAAUCCUAUACUGAUGCAAAUUUCAAAGAUACUUAAAAAUAAUGA